AGUACUUAGCACAUAGUAAAUGUUAAAGAAUAAUGAUGUCUGUUUUUUUACUUUAAGGACUGGGAGUUUUCUUUCUUCUGAGUAAAAACUCAGUAGAGUGGGAACUUUCUGUCUUGCGAUUGAUUGCCUGGUGAGUCAAAGAUCAUACCAUGGAUUUAACCUGAGAGCUGCUACUUUGGCCCCAGAGCUCCCAGGCCCCGGUGCCUUCCAGCAGUCCUUAAACCUUGGUAUGGAGAAAGAGCUCAGCUUUCUACUGUGGGCUGGGGAAAGAAGUCAAAUUAGAACUCAGGUAACAAAUUUGAAAUGACACACUUAGAGGAGAAAGUAACCUCUUAGUCCCUGUCAAAAAGAAAGGCCUUGGGUUCUAAAUUUCUAGUCCCAUUAAGGGACUCUGGGAAUGGACAGUUCUGGUAAUUGAUGACCUGUACUUAGUAAUCCUCCUAACACACCGAUCAUCAAAAAAUUCUCUGUAAUGAAUGCAGGCUUUCUGUAUUUGUCUGGAUGCCUUCAUAAACCAGGCAGCGUGCGCAGGAAGGCAGUGCCGGGAGCACCAAGUACACUUGACCGUGAGGCUCACAGGGCGGCAGAAGUGCUGCUGCCCCCCCAGGAUGGCUGGCACCGUGCUCGGAGUGGGAGCAGGCGUAUUCAUCUUAGCCCUGCUCUGGGUGUCAGUGCUGCUGCUGUGUGUGCUGUUAUCCAGAGCCUCCAGGAUGGCUAGGUUCUCUGUCAUUUUUAUAAUCCUUGGUGCUGUGAUCAUCACGUCAGUUCUGUUGCUUUUCCCCCGGGCUACUGAAUUCCCAGCCCCAGACAUGGAAGUUAAGAUUGUGGAUACCUUUUUCAUUGGCCGCUAUGUCCUGCUGGCUUUCCUCAGUGCUUUCUUCCUUGGAGGCCUCUUCUUGGUUCUCACUCAACAUGUCCUGGAGCCCGUCUAUGCCAAGCCACUGAGGUCCUACUGAGCGCGGUUGGGGGGAACCCUGCUCUCCUCUCCUUGGUUGUGAUGGUGGUUGAUGAGCACAAAGGCACUAUUCAGAGUCUUGUUUUGACAGCCCUCAUGCCUUAAGAUCAGAGGAAUAUCCACUUAUCACUAAGAUAAAUCUCUUGUGUCCUGGCUUCCAGAAACAGGGUUGCAAAAUUGUCUCUGUGGGGACAGAUUCUCACCAGCUUAUGAGGGAUGUUGCUACUUGUACCUAAGGAUUUCUAUCCCUUGAAAGGGAAAUAGUAACCUGCUUAGAGUAGAUUUUCAAUCAAGUCAUUAAUAAGUGGAUUUUGGGAAAAGGAGCAACUUUGGCUUCUGCUCUCUAAUAAAAGAACCUGCUCUAUUUUGAUAAUAUGUAAAAUUCUUAGUUAUCAGAUGGGAAUCAUUUGGAAAGGAAAGAUUCAAGUUCAAAAAUUGAUUUUAAUGUGGUAAUUGGGAAGACUUAGAUAUUGGUUACUGACCACUCUACGCAUAUAAUUCCCCAGAACUCUAUAAAGGCAGUGGUGGGUGUCACUUUGCUCUAAUAUAAUAAUAAAUAACAGCCAAAGGGCCAACUUUCACUUCCAACUCUUGGCCACAGCUUUCUGCAUGUACUGUAUUUAUAGUUCAGAUUUACUUGGCUGUUACAGAACAGGUUGCCUUGCUGUGUAUCUCUGGUUGUCUGCCAUGAUGUGGUGGUCUCUGUGUGCUGUAUUUAAUUACCAUGAGAGUUAAUUUGGGGUUGUCCUCACUUUUCCUCUUUGAAAUUCUUCCUCCAAAACUAGCGAGGAAGGUAUAUUCUCGGCAUUAGAUACAACUUUAUAUCUGUCUAAUCUCCCAAACCAAGUGAAAUUUGUCAUUAAAUGGAGGAGUUUAGUCUGGUUUUAUUUUGGAAGUCUGAUCCCAAUCUCCUAGAGCUAUUUGAAAAAGGGUCUUCUGGCUUAAAACUAAGAACCAAGGAAACAGGUUGGAACAAGAACCUUGAGUACAUGCCAUAUGCUAAUAGCACGCUAAUUCCUUUGAAGUUUAUUUAAUUUUUACAGCAAUCUAUAAUCAUCCCCAUUUUAAAGUAAACAAAAAUUGAGACUUAAAGAGAUUAUCAGACUUGCUCAAGCUUCACAUAACAGCCCAAACCCAGGUGUGGCAGACUCCAGGGCCUGUCUGAGACAGGAAAGAAAACACUAAAGUUGGUAGACUUCUGAUUGAGAGCCUGAGGAAGAUUAAAGCCACUGUUCCUUUGCUGCUGCUCCUGGAUCCUGUUGUCAGGGUAGAGAAGGCACCCAGUCCUGCCACGCCAGGAGCCACUAAGCUCUAAAUUACAAAAGGAGAGAACAUGUGACCAGCGAGUCACGGGCUAGCCAGAGCCAGUAUAGUUACCCCACACUUGAACUGUCUCCUUUAUCUUACUCAGUUUGGGAAAGCUUUGCAGAUAAGGCUUUAUAGGGAAAGCCUUUAUAUGCUUCAAAGGAAACAGUUUCUUAAUCUGGCCUAAGGCACACAGGUCAAAAAAGAAGAAACAUCUCCAAGCAGGUUGAAGGAGAGAAAGGAGAAUGCGGAAAUGUUAGGGGAAAUGGAGUAAGCUGGGGGUUUCACGCUAUUGGUUAUCUGGCACAGAAGCUCCCAGGUGCCUGUGAGUCUCUGGUCAGAGAUGUUUAGCCUGCCCAAGUGAAGGUCUGACUCC
Molecule: messenger RNA, 2636 nt
Organism: Otolemur garnettii (small-eared galago)
Lineage: Eukaryota; Metazoa; Chordata; Mammalia; Primates; Galagidae
Gene: TMEM218
Product: transmembrane protein 218
Exons: 3
Coding region: 477-956 (159 amino acids)
Source: RefSeq, a predicted model, not a curated record